Messenger RNA from Fonsecaea monophora, 1497 nucleotides. RefSeq lists its product as hypothetical. Gene Ontology annotation, cellular component: nucleoplasm. Gene Ontology annotation, molecular function: histone binding. The transcript has a single exon. Gene Ontology annotation, biological process: CENP-A containing chromatin assembly; DNA replication-dependent chromatin assembly. Lineage: Eukaryota; Fungi; Ascomycota; Eurotiomycetes; Chaetothyriales; Herpotrichiellaceae. The record is from RefSeq and is a predicted model, not a curated record. Bases 1 to 1497 code for a protein of 498 amino acids.
AUGGCUGCGACUACUGACGAAACUCCCCAGUCCAACCCGGAGCCGACCCAGCAAGAGCAGUUGGCGGAUCUUAUCGCAAAGGCGACCGCCGAAUAUGCGGUCAAACACUACCCAGAGGCGGCAGAGCUGUAUUCCCAGGCGACGGAGCUGCAAGCAGAGCUCAAUGGAGAGAUGGCGCUCGAGAACGCCGACCUCUUAUACUCGUACGGAAAAUGCUUGUUCUAUCUGGCGCAGCAAACAAGCUCGGUCUUGGGCGGCACCGCGGCAUCAGCGCAAUUAUCCUCGAGCAAAUCGCGAAAAUCUGGAAAGAAGAGAAAAGCAAACGGCGCAGGAAAAGCAGCGGUGUCUACAAACGGAGGGGAGGCUGGCGAAAGCUCCAAGUUGAUGGAUGCGAUCUCAGAGGAGCCAGUGUCCAAUGUCGCUGAUAUCGUCCCCAAGGAGGACGUGCAGCCUCAGGAGACCGCUUCAGACAAGCCAUACUUUCAGAUUUCGGGUGAUGCCGAAGGUUGGGAUGACUCGGAUGAGGAGGAAGCAGACCAGGAAGAGGAGGGUGAAGAAGAAGAAGAAGAGGACGAUGACUUCGCCACGGCCUACGAGCUUUUGGAUCUGGCGCGCAUUCUGUACCUCAAGAAGUUGGAUCAAAGUCAGGAACACGCACUCGAAGACUCCGAGAAAGGCAAAUAUGUUGCAUCAAUAGACCUUACACCAGAGGUCAAGUCACUGAAGACCCGCGUGGCAGACAUUUAUGAUCUGCAAUCAGAAGUGUCUCUGGAAGGUGAGAAAUACUCGAAUGCCGUCACAGAUCUCAAGGCGUGUCUUGCCCUGAGGGAGGAGCUUGAACCUCCAGAGUCGAGUAUUCUAGCCGAAUGUCACUACAAGCUCAGUCUGGCUCUCGAGUUCAAUUCUCAGACACAACAGCAUGAUGAGCAGGGAAAUCCAACCGGUGACUUGCAAGUUGAUUGGGAUAUCAGGAACGAGGCUAUCGCCCAGCAAGAGAAGGCGAUUGAAAGUUGUAAAUUGCGUGUCCACAAAGAAACAGCUGCGUUGGACAAGCUCGAAGCAGGUCCGCAAAAAGAUAAGGCUAUGGCUCAGAUUGAGGAUGUUCAAGAUAUGAUUACAGAAAUGGAAGUGCGGCUGGCAGAGCUCCGCAAGCCACCCGUCAGCGUCAAAGCGGAGUCGGAAAUUCAGAUGAAAGAACAAAUCUCCGGUGUGCUGGGCAGUCUGUUGGGAAGCGGCGUAUCCGAAGAGGAGAAGAAACAGAAACUGGCCCAAGUGGCGGAGACCGCGACUGAUGUAUCAGGGUUGGUCAAGCGAAAGAAGCCAAAGAACACACAAGCCAAUGGAGGAGAUAGUGGCUUAGGAUCCUCUGCUUCGACUCCAGCUGCGGAAGGAUCUUCAAACCUGGGCAAACGAAAGGUGGGAUUCGUGGACGAUGUGGAGGGCGGUGAGGGGGGGAAAAAAGCGAAGGUAGAGGAUGCCGAAGACUCUGGACACUGA